GAACAAAUCGUGGAAGUCCAGGAAAUGGUUGAUGAAACCAUAAGAGACCGUAGUCUUUAUGACCCACAAUCCCUAAAAUAUUUUUUUAAAAUAUUAACAGAUGUUAGCCAGGAUAACAACCCUGAUGGCGAUGACGAAGGAGAAGAUAAUAUUUCUCAACAACCAAGACCUACCGUAACUGAAGUAUUCGACGCCUACUAUGACAAAUCCACAGAAGAACCUCUUGAAAGUAUUGCUUUCGGCUCUAAGGAAGAAGAACGAGAAACUGAAUUGGAAGUUCUUCUUCAAAAGCUCGUUGCCGAAUGUGAAGCUGCGACAAAGAAAGAAGCUGAAGAAAAAAAUAAUGACUUACCCGACGAACACAUAAAGGUUGCUAGAAUAGGAGGCGCUGAAGAAACAUACCUAGUUGGACCUUACUGCGAAGAAGUUGGAGUUAAGGAGGUUAAAGAAAAGAACGAAAUUGAAGUCGAAAAGGAAGAGGCUGGAGUUGAAAAGAACGAAGAAAAAGAAGUUGAAAUUAAAAGAGAAGAAAAGGAAGAAACUAAAGAAGAAAAAAGAAAAAAGUAUGAGGAAAAUGUACCCGCGAGAAUUGGAAAAAUCGUAGGUGAAACCGAAGAUGAAGACGAUGACAACGAAGCUGACAAAAAUGAAGAAGUUAACGAUGACGACGAUGAGACGAUUGUAGACGAAGAAGAUGAUGCAAAGAAAGAAGACAUAAAAGAACUUACCAAAAAAAGUAAAGACCUGGAUUAUGGCUGCAAAUCGUGGAUAAAGAAAGUUGAAGGAUUUAGAACUAAUGAAAAGUGGAAGAAAAAAGUUAGAGUAUUUUUAGGCAAGAACAAGGGUGAUUUCGAUGAAAAUAAGAGGGAAGAAUUCAUACCACCUCGAGUUCCGAUGUUCGACACUGCCCCUGGUCAAGUCGUAAAAGAAAGAGUUACCAAAAAGAUGAAAGUGAUGAAGCAAAGAAGCCAAGAGUCAAAUCAUAGAUCAAGAUCAAAGGGUAGAAAAAGAGAUAAAAAAAGCGCUAAAAUGCAGGGGAAAGAGAGUAAAAAUUCGCAGAUCGGUAACAUCCACUCUUAUAUACCUAAAAUAGUUAGAAGUUUAAUCAUGUUGGAUGAAAUCGUCAAUGAUAUUACUUGGUCUAAACCUAUUGAAAUAACCCCAAUGCCACCACUCUACAAUGACUCACAUGAUCUGGUAAACCGGGUAUCCUUGACAUCAGCAACUCCAGCACAGAAGAGGUUACUUCAUGAAAUGGUUACUCCCUACUAUUACACCGUCGCUCUUAAGGUUUAUGAUGUCUUCGUAGUUGUCAGAAUAGACCAAAUAUACCGCACUACAAGAGUAACCUACCACUUGGUAUACUUCUACUACUUGGGGAUAAUCUUUGCAGCGGCAACUCCAGCACAGAAGAGAUUACUUUGUGAAAUGGUUACACCUACUAUUACACUGUCGCUCUUAAGGUUUAUGAUGUCUUCGUAG
Racocetra persica is the source of this 1482-nucleotide messenger RNA. The record is from the annotation of a GenBank genome assembly. Lineage: Eukaryota; Fungi; Glomeromycota; Glomeromycetes; Diversisporales; Gigasporaceae.